AUGCAAUCUCCGGUGGUGCUUUUCUGUCUCCUUGGACUGACUGUUUUAGCGGCUUCACUUCAGCCGCAAGACGCAACACACCUCGACCAGCUGGUGAAUGAGGUGAGCACCACGACGGCUGAGGAGGAGGAGGAACCGCAGCUGCACGGAGACGAGGUCCUGGUCCCAGCGCGGAUUUCACUGAGACCAGUUGUGCGGGGCGUAAUACGUGCCGUCCAACGCCAUGGCCCGAGGCUUGUUCGUGGUGCUAGGCGCGCCAUCGCAGCCGGUGCGCGAAAGGCCGGAGAGGUUGGUCGGAAGGUCUGGGCGGGUGCCAAGAGGGCCGGCAGAGCCGUGUGGCGCCAAGUCAGCAUUCCGCUGGAAUGGCCGAAGAAGAAGGACAAGAAGAAGAGGAGAUGA
Messenger RNA from Spirometra erinaceieuropaei, 399 nucleotides. The record is from the annotation of a GenBank genome assembly. Lineage: Eukaryota; Metazoa; Platyhelminthes; Cestoda; Diphyllobothriidea; Diphyllobothriidae.